This is a messenger RNA of Neocloeon triangulifer, 985 nucleotides long. RefSeq lists its product as uncharacterized. NCBI's taxonomy places the organism in Eukaryota, Metazoa, Arthropoda, Insecta, Ephemeroptera, Baetidae. The record is from RefSeq and is a predicted model, not a curated record. Bases 84 to 917 code for a protein of 277 amino acids. The transcript is spliced from 3 exons.
GCACACAUUUGGUGUGGAGAGAAAAAAAAGAUACGCGUCGGAUAUAUUUACUUUGGUACGGUAUCCGUUCAGUUGUGAGCGAGAUGCUGCGCUCGAGGUUGCGAGCGAUCGCCAGCUUAGCGGUGGUUUUUAUUCUUUCGGCGCCGAGCGUAGUUUUUUCAGAAGACCAAACAGCGACCGACGAUUAUGAGGCCACGACGCUAACUGACCAGGAUAUCACCACCCUUCCACCCGCCGACUUUUUCUACCCUUCGGAGGAAGAGGAAGGCGCCUCUAAGGACGCGAACGGGACUGAACCAACCAGGCCGUGGUACAGUCUUGGCAUUUUCCCCUUGCGACAGCGACAACAAAGGUGCCAAUGUGAGGGGUACACGUGCGGCUGCUGCGCCGGAAUGGCCUUGCAGCGCGUCAACAUCAGCCAGCUUGGUUGCAUGAAUUUCACCUACGACCCCGACGAAUUCUCCUUGAGCGCCAAGUUUUUGAUGAAUGAAAGGACACUAAUGGAGAGAAGUGUCUCAGGCAAAAACCCGCCGCCACUGUGCUUCCCAAUUCCGAGCGUGUGGUCCUACAUCCCGAGAUUCGACUUUUGCGCCAAGUUUUCCAACGUUUUCACCCCUGGCCGAAACUUCCACGCGUGUCUCGAGUGGGAAACCAAGAUCAACAAAAGACCCAUACUUCAAGUGGAAUUUGACUGCGUCCGAAUGGGUGCGGACGGCUUUGUCUUUUUGAAACCGGAGGCCGGUGGUGGUCUCGGGCCAAGCCAGGUUUCGCCAGGCAUAGGUGGAGGCGACAUCGACUACACUGGAGGCGGAGGUGGGGCCAUUGGGGAGGACUACGACCCUCUGGAGCCAGAAGCGCCAGAAAAGAAGAAAAAACCGGCAAAGAAACCAGCAAAGAAGAAGCCCAAUCAAAACUAAUUACAAAUUAAUUUAACUAUUUAUAAGUUUUUAAUGUUUACGGAAAUAAAAAUUUAAGAUGAAAAGUA